This is a messenger RNA of Dracunculus medinensis (Guinea worm), 246 nucleotides long. The record is from the annotation of a GenBank genome assembly. Lineage: Eukaryota; Metazoa; Nematoda; Chromadorea; Rhabditida; Dracunculidae.
AUGAGCUUUGAAAUAUUAGAUGAUGAGCCGACCGAUAGAUCACCUAAAAUUUGUUCUUCAAAUGAAUUAGUUGAUGUUGUCGAAAAGCUAUCAAAAUUAAAAGCUCUUGCAAUAAAAAGUGCUUCGAAAGCAUUAGUUGAUGGUGUAUAUAGUCGGCUAACAGAUAGUUGGCUAAUAGAGAAUACAGUGGAGCCUCAUAAAGAACGUUACGAUGCGGAGGGAAAGGGCAAAGGUAAGGAAGGAUGA